GUGUCUGGUGUACCGGCGUAUCGUAUGUUUGUGGAGCGGCGGCUCAGUGUUCAACCACAAUCGGCAUCAGUCGCAGCUGAGAGACCGAGAGAGUGAGAGUCGCGGCUCUCUGUGAGAGGGAGAUCGGGUCGGUUUGACCCUGUCCGUGCAUUGCAGUGGAUUGCAAAGUGGCUCGGUGACUGAGAGUUGUUACGCUAGAGCUGUUGGUCGCUGUGACCGCGCCGUUCGCGAUGCUCACGCGUGUGACGGCUGCACUGCUAGUGCUGGCCGCGCUGGUCCCGGCGCUGGCGCAGUACCAGCCGACCUGGGAGUCGCUCGACUCUCGGCCGCUGCCGGAGUGGUACGACGCCGCAAAGGUGGGCAUCUUCAUCCACUGGGGCGUGUUCUCGGUACCCAGCUUCGGCAGCGAGUGGUUCUGGAAGCACUGGCGCGGCGACCAGACGGACAAGUACGUCCAGUUCAUGGAGCAAAACUACCGGCCCGGCUUCACCUACGCCGACUUCGCGCCCGACUUCACGGCCGAGUUCUACGACCCUGCACAGUGGGCUGAUCUGUUCCAAAAGUCGGGCGCCAAGUACGUGGUGCUCACCUCCAAACAUCACGAGGGUUUCACGCUAUGGCCGAGCAAGUACUCGUGGAACUGGAACGCCCUGGACGUCGGCCCGAAGCGGGACCUGCUGGGUGACCUGGCCACUGCCAUCCGCAACCGCACGGACCUGCACUUUGGCCUGUACCACUCUCUGUACGAGUGGUUCAACCCGCUCUACCUGAACGACCGAGUCGCCAACCGGAGUGACUUCGUAACGGGUAAGACGAUCCCGGAACUUCACGAGCUGGUGGAGACUUACCGCCCUGACGUGAUCUGGUCGGACGGUGACUGGGACGACACGCCCGAAUACUGGACCUCCAAGGAGUUCCUGGCGUGGCUCUACAACGACUCGCCGGUGCGAGACUCGGUGGUGACCAACGACCGCUGGGGCCAGGGCACCAUGUGCCAGCACGGCGGCUUCCUCACCUGCAGCGACCACUACAACCCCGGACACCUGCUCGAGCGCAAAUGGGAGAACGCCUUCACGCUGGACCGCGUCUCCUGGGGCUUCCGGCGCGAGAUGCGCCUCGAGGACGUGCACCCGAUCGAAGAGGUACUCGGCGAGCUGGCCGAGACGGUCAGCUGCGGUGGCAACGUGCUCAUCAACGUGGGGCCGACGCGCGACGGCCGCAUCGUGCCCGUGUUCGAGGAGCGGCUGACGCAGCUGGGAGAGUGGCUCGGCGUCAACGGCGCCGCCAUCUACGGCUCGCGGCCGUGGACGGUACAGAACGACACGCUGCAGGGCGACGUGUGGUACACGCAGCGCGCCGGCGACGUGUACGCCAUCGCGCUCUCCUGGCCGGCCGGCGGCCAGCUGACGCUCGGCUCGGCGCCGCAGCAGCUCACCAGCUGCCAGCUGCUCGGCCACGGACCGGUACCCUGUCAGGACGGUGUGGUGGAGUUCCCCGACCUCACCGAGGUCACCGGCCGCUGGGCCUGGGUGGUGCGCUUCUCCGCGCCGCAGAGCGACAACCGGGUCAGCUACGAGGUCCCCGAGAAGGCGGCGGGGAAGGAGAAGGUGGAGACACCGAGCGUGGUCAACCUGUAGUGCCGAUUCGGAGCGGCUCGGAUGCUGCGCACUCGAGAGUCUGGUGUCAGACACCGGUAGGCCUGGAUUUGGGCUGAAUUAGCGUCUUUCGGCUCAAGUAAUUAUAUUACCCUUGAAUGCAAAUUGAUAUUCCACCUAUUGUGAUUUGUUAUACAUAUCCUGUGAGUCACGCAGAAUAAAUACAGAACAAC
Amphibalanus amphitrite is the source of this 1828-nucleotide messenger RNA. Its product is annotated as alpha-L-fucosidase-like. Gene Ontology annotation, molecular function: alpha-L-fucosidase activity. Gene Ontology annotation, cellular component: lysosome. The coding region runs from base 231 to 1637 and encodes 468 amino acids. Gene Ontology annotation, biological process: glycoside catabolic process; fucose metabolic process. The transcript has a single exon. The record is from RefSeq and is a predicted model, not a curated record. Lineage: Eukaryota; Metazoa; Arthropoda; Thecostraca; Balanomorpha; Balanidae.